This is a messenger RNA of Phytophthora infestans T30-4, 696 nucleotides long. RefSeq lists its product as uncharacterized. Bases 1 to 696 code for a protein of 231 amino acids. The transcript is spliced from 2 exons. The record is from RefSeq and is a predicted model, not a curated record. Lineage: Eukaryota; Oomycota; Peronosporomycetes; Peronosporales; Peronosporaceae.
AUGUUCUUUGCAGUGGUUUGUCCGAUCAUUUUGGUGCUACACUCGUACACGACGUUUGAUCUCGAUCGUGCACUUGCCCGACUUUACCUAAAAGUUUAUUUUCCGGGGAGUUUCCAACGACAAGCCAGGAUGCAGUCGGAUGCAGUGGCCACGACGCUUUUCCGCUUUGCUUUUGACUCGCUUCGAACUCUAACGUGGUCAGAUCUGGCGAUUCGAGUCACCAUGAAUAUCUCGUUCAGCUACCGACUGACGCGUCUCGUCGAAGUGAUUCGUCAACGGCGUAAACGUCAGCGAACUUCGAGCGCCAAGCUGGCCAAACUACGAACGCAACGUCGAGUGCCUUGUUGGGUCGGAGCUCUGUUUGUGGGAGCUAGCAUCUUUGUGCUGGUGUACACGAAUAAGUGUAUCCUCGAGUCACGCAAAGCGUGUGCAGCGUACCCUCAGUGCGUAGCGUUUGCCUAUCGCUGGGACCGCCAAGAUGUCUGUCCCUGUCUUGCUCUCGUGGAUGUGGAUAGAGCACCAAAGACCUACGAAGAGUGGACGCACCCCCAAGAUGUGACAGCGACAGUCAGAGACCUUGCACUGUCCGGAGACUUGCAGGUGCUGCAGAUUACGAACCGCCAAAUGAAGAUUUGGCCGGAUGAACUUCAGCGGUGUACCGAUCUGGAAUAUCUUUUGGGGAGACGAAUAUUGUGA